Messenger RNA from Nicotiana attenuata, 3649 nucleotides. Its product is annotated as glycine--tRNA ligase, chloroplastic/mitochondrial 2. The record is from RefSeq and is a predicted model, not a curated record. Gene Ontology annotation, biological process: glycyl-tRNA aminoacylation. Bases 70 to 3348 code for a protein of 1092 amino acids. Lineage: Eukaryota; Viridiplantae; Streptophyta; Magnoliopsida; Solanales; Solanaceae. Gene Ontology annotation, cellular component: cytoplasm; mitochondrion; chloroplast stroma. Gene Ontology annotation, molecular function: ATP binding; glycine-tRNA ligase activity. The transcript has 35 exons.
CACUCUAGUCUAGGAUAAAGAUAAACCCCACCCAGAAUUUCAGAAAGCAGCAACUUGUGAGGUUUCCCAAUGGCGAUUCUUACGCUCCCAUUAGUCACUUCCAUUCUCAAACCUCACAAGACUUACUUCUCCUUUCUCCUAAUAACACCUAAGCCUCUUCCUAUCAUUCUUCACAGGCGUUUUCUCUCUAAAUCUUCCACUGUUUCUGCACUCUCCACUUCUUCUUCUGUUUCUCACAAUACAGAAUAUCAAAAGAAACCAUCUGUUCCAACUUUCCAACAAGCCAUUCAAAGGCUCCAGGAGUAUUGGGGUUCUGUAGGAUGCGCCGUGAUGCAAUGCAGCAACACCGAGGUUGGCGCUGGGACUAUGAAUCCUCUAACAUACUUAAGGGUUCUUGGACCAGAACCAUGGAAUGUUGCGUAUGUGGAGCCUAGUAUUCGUCCAGAUGAUAGUCGGUAUGGGGAAAAUCCAAAUAGGCUUCAAAGGCAUACUCAAUUCCAGGUGAUUUUGAAGCCUGAUCCAGGAAAUUCACAGGACUUGUUCAUCCGUAGCUUGUCAGCUUUAGGUAUUGAUGUCAAUGCACAUGAUAUUCGCUUUGUUGAGGACAACUGGGAGAGCCCUGUGCUUGGUGCCUGGGGAUUGGGCUGGGAGGUUUGGAUGGAUGGGAUGGAAAUCACACAAUUCACCUACUUCCAGCAGGCGGGAAGUAUUCAAUUGAUGCCAGUAUCAGUUGAAAUCACUUACGGGCUUGAACGGAUCCUUAUGUCACUUCAGGGUGUUGAUCAUUUUAAAAAGAUUCAGUAUGCAGAUGGCAUUACGUAUGGAGAGCUUUUUCUGGAAAAUGAGAAGGAGAUGAGUGCGUAUUAUCUGGAGCAUGCUAGUGUUGGCCAUAUACAAAAACAUUUUGAUCUUUUUGAAGCAGAAGCUCGCCGUUUGCUUGAUUUAGGCCUUGCAAUACCUGCGUAUGAUCAGCUUUUGAAGACUUCUCAUGCUUUCAACAUUUUAGACUCGAGAGGCUUUGUUGGGGUGACGGAACGUGCUCGUUAUUUUGGGCGUAUGCGUAGUUUAGCCCGUCAAUGCGCACAGCUUUGGUUGAAGACAAGGGAGUCUCUUGGCCAUCCACUGGGUGUUGUUUCUCAGUGUGAUCAUCUUUUUGUUCAAAGAGAAGUCUUCGAGGAGGCAGCAGGAAAGGUUCCUUUGGAGCCGCGGUUGCUUGUUCUUGAAAUUGGGACUGAGGAGUUGCCUCCAAACGAUGUAUCGAGUGCCUGCAAGCAACUCAAGGAUCUGAUUGUUCAGUUACUGGACAAACAAAGGUUGCCUCAUGGGGAAGUACAAACGCAUGGCACCCCACGAAGAUUAGUGGUUAGUGUUGAGGAGCUAUUUUCUAAGCAAGUGGAAAAUGAGGUUGAGGUUCGUGGACCUCCUGUUUCAAAAGCUUUUGAUAAGGAAGGAAACCCUACCAAGGCUGCUGAAGGUUUUUGUCGCAGAAAUGAUGUGCCUUUAGACUCCAUGUAUAGACGAGCUGAGGGGAAAACAGAAUAUGUCUAUGUUCGUUUGGUGGAGCCAGCACGGCUUGCUUUCGAGGUUUUGUCUGAAGAGCUACCUGACAUAAUUUCCAGCAUAUCAUUCCCCAAGUCUAUGCGUUGGAACUCUGAUGUUGCAUUCAGCAGACCCAUCCGUUGGAUUUUGGCCCUUCAUGGAGAUGUAGUUCUUCCAUUCAUUUAUGCUGGAGUUGUCAGUGGAAAUGUAUCUCAUGGUCUACGCAAUACUCCAUCAGUUACAGUUAAGAUUCUGGAUGCAGAAACCUAUGCAAAUGUAAUGCAGGAUGCUGGGAUUCUUGUUGAUGUCGAGGUAAUUCAAGUUUUAUAUAAACCUCCAUUUGUACUUCCUAUGCUUGUUGAUGAUUUUAAAAGAUAUUCAACCUUUAUCAAAUAUCAGCAACGGAAGAAGACAAUUAUGGAGCACUCAAAUGAUUUAGCGAAAAGUGUACAUGGCCAUAUUGUAAUGAAAAGUGAUUUGCUUGAUGAGGUCGUAAAUCUUGUUGAGGCACCCCUACCUGUACUUGGCAAAUUUGAUGACUCCUUCUUAGAGCUUCCAAAGGAGCUUCUUAUAAUGGUGAUGCAGAAGCAUCAAAGAUACUUCGCCAUGAUAGAUGAGAACGGGAAACUGUUGCCGUACUUCAUCACGGUUGCAAAUGGAUCAAUUGAUGACAAGGUAGUCAGAAAAGGAAAUGAAGCUGUGCUGAGAGCUCGAUUUGAAGAUGCAAAAUUUUUCUACGAGAUGGACACAAGUAGAAAAUUUUCUGAAUUUCGUCCUCAACUGAAAGGGAUUCUUUUCCAUGAGAAGCUAGGAACUAUGUUAGAUAAAAUGUCACGAGUUCAGAAUUUGGUUAGUGAAGUUGGGUUGUCUCUUGGAAUUAGUGAAGACAAACUCAAAGUCAUCCAAGAUGCGGCCUCAUUAGCCAUGGCAGAUCUUGCAACUGCAGUUGUUACAGAGUUUACCUCUCUCUCAGGGACAAUGGGGCGCCACUAUGCACUUAGAGAUGGCUAUUCAAAGGAGAUUGCAGAGGCAUUGUUUGAGAUCUCACUUCCACGAUUUUCUGGAGAUAUGCUCCCAAAAACUGAAGUUGGGGCCGUUUUAGCAAUUACUGACAGGCUGGAUAGCCUUGUUGGCUUAUUUGCUGCUGGCUGUCAGCCAAGCUCAAGUAAUGAUCCAUUUGGCCUGCGAAGGAUCUCAUAUGGUCUUGUGCAACUCUUGGUUGAAAGUAACAGAAAUAUAGACUUAAGACAGGCUUUAGACCUUGCUGCUGCAGUACAGCCCAUUGAAGUAGAUGUCAGGACAAUCAAUGAUGUACAACAAUUUGUAACACGAAGACUCGAGCAAUUUCUGAUGGAUAAAGGUAUAAGCCCUGAAGUCGUAAGGUCUGUUCUUUCCGAGCGUGCAAGUCGACCUUGUUUGGCAACUAAAUCGGUGUACAAGAUGGAGUCCUUGUCCAAAGGAGAGCUUUUGCCUAAGGUUGUUGAAGCAUAUUCUCGUCCAACAAGAAUUGUUCGUGGGAAGGAUGCAAAUGUCGAUGCGGAGGUGGAUGAUCAAGCUUUUGAGACAAAUGAAGAAAAAGCUUUGUGGAGCACUUUCUUGUCACUAAGAAGUAAAACUCAUCCAGACAUGGAAGUUGAUGAUUUUGUUGAAGUAUCGUCAGUUCUUAUAGAACCGCUGGAGGAUUUUUUCAACGAGGUCUUUGUAAUGGUGGAGGACGAACGGAUCAGGACAAACCGGCUUGCUCUGCUGAAGAAAAUAGCAGAUUUGCCAAGGGGAAUAGUAGAUUUCUCGGUUUUACCGGGGUUUUGAAGUAUGUUAAGUGUCCACUUAGGUUAUGUCAUACUAUCAUCUGAGGCAACAAAGAAAAAACAGCUAUCGCCUAUUAGCCAAUAGUAAACUGAGUCAUGUUUUUUUUCACGGAGGCAGCUAGGAAAAGGGAUACGACCACAGUAGAGAAACUAGAAGAUAAAUUAUUACACAAAUCUUGUAACAAUGUCACAGUUUGCAUUUUUGACUAUUGUACAAUGUGACAAGUGAAUCAAUAAACUCGCCUCUAUGUUCACUUUGCCUGCGGAAUUUAUCAAUUUGUUUACGUGUUCUUUUUCCAGAU